Anastrepha obliqua is the source of this 1865-nucleotide messenger RNA. RefSeq names its product PDZ domain-containing protein GIPC3 (gene kermit). Lineage: Eukaryota; Metazoa; Arthropoda; Insecta; Diptera; Tephritidae. Gene Ontology annotation, molecular function: protein binding. The transcript is spliced from 2 exons. Bases 301 to 1335 code for a protein of 344 amino acids. The record is from RefSeq and is a predicted model, not a curated record.
GUAAACGAAUGUUGAACUGAAAUAAAAACUGUCAAUAGAAAAUUAAAUAAAAAAAAUAUCAGUUUGAAUAUUUUUACAUAAAAAUUUUUAGUAAGGCAAUAAUUUAUAACAAAGAACAAAAUAAGUUCAAAAAAUAGUUAUUAGCAGAAAGUGCGCAUCGAAUCCAAAGGGAAUAUUUCACCGAAACUUGUUUGCUUCCAAAUGCGGAGACUAGUCUGGAUACUAGUAGAAGAUACAAACCAGUAGAUCGCCGCAUAGACAGCAACCCACAAAGAGCCACACUUUAACAGACGCAUCGCAAUGCCGCUAUUUACAAAAAAAGGCCCAAAAUUUGGUAAACUAGACUCUGAUCCUGCUGCUAAUGCCUCUUCCGCCGCCGCUGCUAGUAACUCCUACAACGACAACAAUAACACAUCGGCCAACGGCAAAGCCAACACAAUGAAUGGCACCAACGCUACUUCCCGCAUAGACCCAUACAUUCCUAAGCCUCAAUUGAUAUUCCACUGCCAAUUGGCGCACGGCAGUCCAACUGGCCUGAUAACAGGCUUUGCGAGCGUACGAGAACUCUAUAAGAAGAUAGCCGAAUGCUAUGAUAUACCCGUCGAAGAAAUACUCUUCUGCACUUUGAAUUCACACAAAGUGGACAUGACAAAACUGCUGGGCGGCCAAAUCGGUCUAGAUGAUUUUAUAUUCGCGCAUCGAAAAGGACGUCCGAAAGAGAUUGAAAUUAUCAAAUCAGAGGAUGCACUUGGUCUUACUAUAACCGAUAAUGGAGCGGGUUAUGCGUUUAUCAAACGGAUCAAAGAGGGUUCGGUAAUUGAUCGUAUCGAGCAUAUUGGCGUCGGUGAUCAUAUCGAAAAAUUGAAUGACGUAACUAUGGUGGGAAAGCGGCAUUAUGAGGUGGCGCGUCUGCUGAAGGAUAUACCCACUGGUACUACAUUCACAUUGCGGCUAGUAGAGCCGAUGAAGAGCGGCUUUCAAGGCAUUGGACCGCGCACACAAUCGAAGGCGCCAUCUGGUCGUGGCUAUGGUAGUGGCAAAGAAACGUUACGGUUUAAGGCGAACGGCAAUGUUGAAAUCGAGGACAAGUUCGACGAAUCGACACAAUCGGGCAUCGAGGCGAUCAACAAUUUGCUGGAGUCGUUUAUGGGCAUAAACGAUACCGAGUUGGCGACACAAAUAUGGGAUUUAGGUGCAAAUAAAUCCAACUCUAUGGACUUUGCGGAGGCUAUCGACAAUUCCGAUUUGGAGUCUUUCGGUUUUACCGAUGAUUUCAUUAUCGAACUGUGGGGUGCUAUAACGGAUGCUAGACGUCGGAAGACUGCGAAAAACUGAAAAUGUGCCUCCACAAUGAAAAUACGUACUCGACGAUGUUCACUGGACAAAAUGAGAAGAAGAGAGAGGGAGAAAUAGAGAGCGUUUUAUGAGUAUAAGAAAAGAGGAAAAACUGCAAAUUGAAAAUUACUUGCUAGAGUAUUGUUAAUAUGAAAAUUAAGGUAUUUUUUCACUAUUUUGAAAAGACGGGUGGCAUAUCAAUGUAUUUAUGUAUUUCAAAAGUAUGAUAAAUGCGCAUUUUGUUAGUUAUACAAACUAUGUACUACUACUGAUAUUGUUUAAUGAUAAUAAUAAAAAAAUAUGACAUUCGUGAAUUCGAGAAAAUCAAAUUUGUGCGUAAGUUGUUUUUGCCAAUUUAUACAUAUAUACGUAUAAAUAUAUUUAUUUUAUUCAUUUAAUUAUACCAUACAAUUAAAAUAUUUUAGAUUUUAAAGCGCAUAUUUACAAAAAGAAAAGUGAAGAAGCAAUGGAACAUGUAAAAUACAAAUAAAACCACAAAUGCAAUAUUUACAUACGUAACUGUAUAUUAA